This is a messenger RNA of Parathielavia appendiculata, 999 nucleotides long. RefSeq lists its product as uncharacterized. The record is from RefSeq and is a predicted model, not a curated record. The coding region runs from base 256 to 756 and encodes 166 amino acids. The transcript has a single exon. NCBI's taxonomy places the organism in Eukaryota, Fungi, Ascomycota, Sordariomycetes, Sordariales, Chaetomiaceae.
AGUCGUCUUUCCGGGGAAGUCUUUCUGUCCUUCUUUUGUUGAAGCCGGUAUAAAGCGACGGCCUGUUUCGGAGUCGCAAACGGAAAAGGGCUGCACCGGCUCGCAACACUCAAGCUAUUGAUUGAAGUCUUGUGCUCAGACUGGCCUACCAACAACAGGUCAAUUGUGACACAACAAAGGAGAGCGGGUGGUAGUUAGAAGUCAGCAUUCCGGAAUGGAACCUGGAUCUCAUCCUCGGUAUAUAGAGGGAAAGUAAUGGUUUCUGCGCUCGCGAGUGAGCACUCUUGCCCCAGAUUCUGCACCACUACCUGGAAUGCUGGCUCCAGACUGAGCGCGAACCACGUCCAUUAUUGCUCCGUUCAAAUGGAUUCUGCUUAUAUAUUAAAGUCGGACGGUGGGACUUGUAUGGAUAUUAGGAUAAAUUGGGCGUGUAUAACCCGCAACCUAUUAUGGGUCUUGUCCCAGCAUGGCGUUCCUGGUGUUGGCCGUUUAUCCAGCUUACCUCUUUUGGUCCUCGGAGCCUGUGGGCUGCAAUCUUUCUUUCAUCGCGGAAAGCCAUGCUACUGCCGACUCAUCACCGUAUUCCGUUCCUCACUUCCGACCGUCGUCCGGCGUUGGUGUCUCCGGGUUGGAGAGCCUAAGAUGACUACCCCCGGGUUCGGGACCCGGACGACUUCAGACGGCGCCGAAGACAUCAGGAACUUCCAGCAUUUUGGGAUUCCCACGCUCACCGAAUUACCGACGUCGUCUUGCUGACGCGCAUACCCCCAAUGACGACGCCAAUAUCCUGCAACAUCCAAUGUCCCCCUCACGUCAGCUGUGCCGAGACAUAUAUCUAAACCACUUUCUCAAAGGACUGACCUGAUCCACACAGCUGCAGGGAAAGGGGCUAGUUAACCCCUUCAAGUGGCUUUUCUGACAGCAUCAGAGCAUAGAGGCGCCCCUCCCUCCCAAGUGGACAGAAGAGCAGAAGAGUAAGACGGCUGAUUCAGCAACCAC